Fusarium pseudograminearum CS3096 is the source of this 261-nucleotide messenger RNA. RefSeq lists its product as uncharacterized. Lineage: Eukaryota; Fungi; Ascomycota; Sordariomycetes; Hypocreales; Nectriaceae. The coding region runs from base 1 to 261 and encodes 86 amino acids. The transcript has 2 exons. The record is from RefSeq and is a predicted model, not a curated record.
AUGGCGCCAGCUCCCAAUGUCCCUGCCAAGCUUGAGGCCGUGACCUCGGCACCAACAAUCGAGUUUCUCCAGCGACGAAACCAAGUCCUUCAGCGCCGCGAAGAUGAACCAUACGAAUUUCUCCGAGUUGUUGGCACAAACAUCUUCUGUUUGGGUUUUGUGAUCUGCGUGGCUCUCGGGCCAGCAUAUCUUAUAUACCGCAAGAACAAAAAGAAGAUGGUGCCGGCAUCACAGCAGCAAGAUGAUGAGGAUACAGAUUGA